GAACUGGGGGGGGACUGAGGGAGAGACAGCAUUUUGCCUCAGAGUCACAGUUGCAAGCAUAAGACCCUCCCUGCCCCCUGUCAGGAGGCAGAAAACUGAAGUUCUGGAAGCGGAAUAGCUUAACUUUAAUGCUUUAUGUCUAGUCAGGAAUUUAGUCUAACUGAUUAGCACUCAUUUUAGCACUUUUGGAAUGUGCAGUUUAGGCCAAUGAGAGGUGAGGAUUUUUGCUCAGCUGGUUCCACUAAUUGCAAGUUUUUCGCUGGGCACAUUUUUCAUCUCCAGAAAACUCCCAAAGGCCAAAACUGAAACGUGGGGGUUAAGACGGAAAGAUCUGUUGCAGCGAGUGGCACUGUAGAGAGUUGCUCAACACUUCUCAUUUGAACAGGCCACUGCAAAAAAAGAAGAAGAAGAAGCAAGAAGAUGCAUUAGCUUGCUGCCUAGAAAGUCUUCCUUAUUCCUGUGAAUACUGCUACACUGACUUCAGACUCGCAAUCCAGGAUUAAACCUGUAGUGGGGUCAUGUUUGCAGGAUCUGCUUUACUGCAUAUUUGCCUUUUAUUGACGCUCUGCAAAGCUGUGGCUGAAGAUUUUGACUUUGUGUGUGUGUGCUGAACUUGUGGCUAAGAUGCUCAUGAAAGUUAAUGACAAUAGGUACUUUGAAUGAUUAGGACAUAAUGACCGCUGAAGAUUCCACUGCUAGGAUGAGUAACGAUUCCUCCAAUAUGCAAACAAAUAAAGUUCCUGAAGGUGUGGCUGGUGCACCAAAUGAAACUGCGCUAUUACAACUAAUAGAGCGCACUGGUUAUACCAUGGUACAAGAGAACGGGCAGCGCAAAUAUGGUGGACCACCACCAGACUGGGAAGGACUGCAUCCCCCCCGUGGAUGCGAAGUCUUUGUGGGCAAAAUUCCUCGUGACGUCUAUGAGGAUGAGUUAGUCCCUGUCUUUGAAACUGCGGGACGGAUCUAUGAAAUGCGCCUGAUGAUGGACUUCGAUGGAAAAAACCGUGGCUAUGCCUUUGUUAUGUAUACUCAAAAAUACGAAGCCAAGCGUGCCGUCAAAGAACUGAACAACUAUGAAAUCCGUCCUGGGAGACUGUUAGGGGUGUGCUGCAGUGUAGAUAACUGUAGACUGUUCAUUGGAGGAAUCCCCAAAAUGAAAAAAAGAGAAGAAAUUUUAGCAGAAAUCUCCAAGGUGACAGAAGGUGUGCUAGAUGUCAUUGUGUAUGCCAGUGCAGCAGAUAAGAUGAAAAACAGAGGAUUUGCCUUUGUAGAGUAUGAAAGCCACAGAGCAGCCGCUAUGGCAAGGAGGAAACUGAUGCCUGGGAGAAUCCAGCUAUGGGGUCACCAGAUUGCUGUCGAUUGGGCAGAGCCAGAAAUAGAUGUUGAUGAAGAUGUCAUGGAGACCGUAAAAAUCCUGUAUGUGAGGAAUUUGAUGAUUGAAACCACAGAGGAUACAAUUAAAAAAGUGUUUGGUCAGUUUAACCCUGGCUGUGUAGAACGAGUUAAAAAAAUUCGAGAUUACGCCUUUGUACACUUCUCAAGCCGGGAAGAUGCCGUUCAUGCCAUGAACAACCUCAACAGCACUGACCUUGAAGGAUCUUGUCUGGAAGUUACCUUAGCCAAGCCGGUAGACAAAGAGCAAUAUACCCGUUACCAGAAAGCGGCUAAAGGAGGAGGAGGAGGAGGAGGAGGAACAACUGAAGUCACUCAGCAGCCAAGCUAUGUUUACUCAUGUGAUCCAUAUACCCUAGCAUAUUACGGAUAUCCAUACAAUGCUCUAAUUGGUCCAAAUCGAGAAUAUUUUGUGAAAGCAGGCAGCGUUAGAGGCAGAGGACGAGGUGCAGCAGGCAACAGAGCCCCCGGCCCAAGAGGUUCGUACCUAGGGGGAUAUUCUGCAGGCCGUGGCAUAUAUAGCAGAUAUCAUGAAGGGAAAGGAAAACAGCAAGAAAAAGGCUAUGAACUUGUACCCAAUUUGGAACUGUCUACUGUCAGCCCAGUUGCCCUUAAACCUGGCACAGUGGCAAUCCCAGCUAUUGGCACCCAGUAUUCCAUGUUUCAAGCAGCACCAACAGCAAAGAUGAUAGAAGAUGGAAAAAUCCAUGCGGUUGAGCAUCUCAUUAGCCCCAUUGCUGUUCAGCAGGAUCCAGCUAGUGUGGCGGCAGCUGCAGCAGCAGCAGCUGUAAUACCUACAGUUUCAACCCCUCCUCCUUUUCAGGGCCGGCCUAUAACUCCCGUAUAUACGAUGGCUCCAAACGUGCAGAGAAUUCCAGCCGCAGGAAUUUACGGUGCAAGUUACGUUCCAUUUGCUGCCCCAGCUACAGCAACAGCAACGAUAGCCACACUACAGAAGAAUGCAGCUGCUGCUGCUGCUGCGGCUGCAGCUUAUGGCGGAUAUGCUGGAUAUAUCCCUCAGGCAUUUCCAACUGCAACUAUCCAGGUUCCAAUCCAUGAUGUCUAUCAAACCUAUUGAGGCAGCUGGCCAUUUUUGGGGGGUGGGGUGGGGUGGGGUAAUGUUGAAGGAACAUUUUACUAUUUAUGAAGAAAGAACCUACUACGGAAGAAUAUGUUUGGAUGUCAGUAAACUGGUGAUAAAACCUAGAAGUGAAGUUUAUAUCAAAUGUAUCAUCAUGUUUGAAAUCUUUUAUACAUAUGAAGUUUUUACUAACUUUUUAGGUUGUUUUUAAAUUUUAAGAUGCCUGUAUUCCUACAUUUCUAAAAUGGCUUGUUUGUCAAGGUCCAUUAUUCUAUACAGGUUUAUAUACAGUAGUAGGUUUUUAGCAUUAUUUUCACCAUGUUUUUGGUAUGAAGGUUAUUUUUUAGUAAGUUCUGCACUCCAGAGAUUUCUAUUUUGUAGUGCCUUUAAUAAUAUAUCAACUAAAUAUUAAAAAGUGCACCUGAGCAGCUAGGGAAAAGUUUUUAAACAAUAUAUUUUGAAGAAUAUAUUCAUAUUUAAAGAAUACAUGCAAUAGUUUUUUUUUUAAAAAAAUAUACAAACGUGUGUCUUAUUUAAAAAAGUUAAACUGGAAAGUGCAAUUUGAAAGUGACUAAGAUCUCUGCAUUAUGUCCUGGCAUUUGUAUGGUUUCUUUGUUAUCUAGAGCCACAACUAAACACCUAUUUGUUUAUAUAAAGAUGCUCUCAUGAAUUAGCUGAUAUUAAACUAUGCUUAAUGUUGAGAAGAACCUUUUGCUUUUUCCAUAGAGCCAUCUUUGCAUAUUUAUCAGCAUUCUUUAGUUUUUUCAGACUCAGAGCAGGAGCAGAAGCAAGUCAUUUAUAUUUCAUGAAACGAUAUUCUUCAGAUUUGUUCAUUUACUACAGAAACAAAUUACCCUAGGAUUAAAAAAAAAAGGGUUUCUGGAACGCUAUGGCAUAACUACAUGUAAAACUCUGAAGUAGUAUGUGGAUUGCUCCAAACCCUAUCUGCAGACUUCUCUCUUCAAUGUUGUUCCUUCAUUAGAAAAUAAACAUCCUGAUGUUAUUAAACCAAGGUUCUUCUCCUCCCAUUGGAGGAGGAACUAUUGUCAGUGGUAGAGCACAUGCUUUGAAUGCAGAAAAUCUCAGGUUCAGGCCCUGGCAUCUGCAGCAAGAUGAAUUGGGUAGCAAGUGAUAUGAAAGACCUCUGUCUGAGUCCCUAGGUACCAGUCAAGAUUAGUCAAUACUGGCUAGAUGGACAAAAGCCUGAUCUCAUAUCAGGCAACCUCCUUUGUAACUAGUAUCUUGUGGCAACUGUGAAAAUGGAAAUGGACUGCCUUCAAGUCGAUCCCAACUUAUGGCAACCCGAUGAAUAGGGUUUUCAUGGUAAGCGGCAUUCAGAGGGGGUUUACCAUUGCCUUCCACUGAAGCUGAGAGGCAGUGACUGGCCCAAGCUUAUGGCUGUGUGGGGAUUUGAACCCUGGUCUCUCACGUCAUAGUCCAGCACCUUAACCACUACACCACACUGGCUCUUUUGUGGCAACUGUACCUUGGUUUUAUUUGUACAUCCACAGAAUAAUGGGCUGCUUAGCCCCACCCUUUCAUGACUAUCUUGAUUAAACUGUCUGGUAGAGAGAAUUUGUUGACACUUGAGAAUCAGUGAUAGUAGGUCUUGCAUCCCAGGAUGCAAAUAGCAGUGUUUAUUGUAGAUACUCAUAUUCUGUGCCUUUUAACUUAACCCAACACUUAAACAUUCUAAGACAGAAUGAACUAAGGGGCUGUUUAUCUAAGGAUGUGAAUGUUGGCAGUUGUGCCCGUGAGUCAAGAGGUCUUUCACUAUCUACCCAAGGUCCUUUUUUCAGAUUUUUUCAGAUUUAUUAGGCAUGGAAGUAAAGGAGCCACAUAACAUCAAGGUGUUGACAUGAUGGUCUUCAGUGCCCACUUCCACAAUAUUCUCCGCUUGCAAUAAACAAAGACUAUUUUGGGUGACAAGACUAUCAGUGUAUUUAUUUUUCUUUGUUUCAUGUACUAACCAGCUUGACCUUGUUUGGGCUGACAACCACCAAGGCCCAACUAGAAUAUUAUUCUCUUAGUAGUUGCCAGAAAUGGUGGAUGCAAAGCCAGAAAGAAAAAACUGGCUGAACCAUUUGCAGUCAUAGCGCGCACUCUAAGGUGUCAGUGUGAGGUGGUAAAAGUAGCUGUCAGUUAUGAGCAAGGCUAUGUGUACUCUGCAUAAAAAGCAAACAAGUCAGAAUUCUCUGAUGAGGAAAUAUGAAUUCUGCACCAAUGCAAGUCACACUCCAUGACCACUACUAAUAAUCUACUCCUCAGGAAGGUCAAGGAGCUAUGCAGGACACUAAAGGUCCCCAGCCUCAUCCCCACAACCACUGGAAGUCUUAUUCAGCCACUUCUAUGGCUUCAGAGAGAUCAUCAGGCAUUGCCAACAUACUUUAAAGCAUCACACUUUAUUUCCAUAAGAACUAAAAAAAAAAAAAAAUGGCCCCAGAACUCAGUUUUCUAAGAUUCUUGGCUAUUACUGCAUUGUAAACCUUUUCUACAUUUGCAAGGAAUUAUGGCAUACGCACGGCCCUAAUUAUAAGGUUACCUAAUGUUCAUUGAAGAUCAAGAGGUAAAUGUGCAGAUAGAGGGCAUAUGUUGGAGCUAGCUACAUAUGCCAGUCACUUGCCUGUGCAGAGGUACAAAGUGGAGAGUAAGUUCCCUUUUCAUCCUGUGGGUUUUCUCAUCUCCUGCCUUAUGCUUACACGUGAAUAACUUCUGUUAACUUCAUAAUGUGACCAAGCUCUGUGUCCCAGUAUACAGCAUAGUUUCAAAUGUUAGUUCUUUUUCUAAUUUAAUGUUGUAAAGACAGAGAAUGUAUGCUAGUGUAGUCCAGGACCAAAUAUGCUCUUGUUCACAGUAAAUAUUGCUUGUUAAAGUAGCUGUCUCAAGUUUCAUGCUGAGAUAAGGGGGAUAGAAAUACAGUACUUAAGUGCGUUUUAUUCUCUUGCCUUAUUCUCCUUUCUACUCAUAGUUCCCAUUAAUGGGAGCUGUGCAUGCACAUUGGAGAAGGAAGACAUAUGGACCACUAUGAGUUGUUGUUUUUUAAGCCUGUAUAUAUAUUUGCAAUACAUUUUAUUUUAAAAGUCAUUUUAUUUCUCUGUAUUACAUGGUUAUGUUGCAUUGCACAUAGCCAAUGUUUUAUUUCAACAUUAUUAAAAAGAAGUUUAAUAUUAUUGCAGUGUUUUGUGGCCUGUUUAAAGGCUUUAUUUAGUAGUGCAGUGAAUGUAAAAUACAGUAAACUUUGCAUUGAGUAUGGUUCAAUCUGCUUUAUGUGGCAUGCUCUGGUACCACCUAAACCUUUUUUCUUUCAAAGCGAGGUGUGCAAUAGAUUAUAUACUGAGUGGGAUCCAAAGGGCCAUGAAGGGAGCCCUUUCACACUCAGUCACACUAGUACUUCAACAGACCCUCUCACCCAUUUGCCCAAAACAGAUGCUUCCACAAGUCUGGGAACCUGCUGUUGCAGCAUGAGAAUCUGGAGCUGGAAGCAACCACAGAUACCCUAGUGAUUUCAGUAGGGGUGCUUGGAUACAUACACAGCACCUUGGGACCCCAAACUGUGCAUUUAAUGUACACAGAUUCCUGAGUCAAAGGUUGAGUUCACAAGUUUAGAUCAUGUUUUUAAAUAAGUAAUAGCUUCAUAUCAGAGCUUGGAAAAGUUACUGUUUUGAACAACUCCCAUCAGCCCAAUCCAGUGGCCAUGCUGGCUGGGGCUGAUGGGAGUUGUAGUUUUAAAAAGUAACUUUUCCAAGCUCUGCUUUAUAUCCAGUUGUGUUUUAUUUCGAAACUUGGCAGUCCUACUUAGCAAGCUUUCCCUGAAUUUAAAUUAUAAUGAAAAUAUUUUAAAAAGUAUCUUUUUCAUAAUAAAUGAGAACUGGAAAGCGCUUUACUAUAGAAACAAGUAGCAGUAAUUAUUGUUUCAAAAGGGUGGUCUUUAAAAAAAUUCCACUAUUGCUAGAUUUACUGCUAUACCCUACCUCAAAGGGCCACCGUUACUACUGAAUUUUUUUUUUAAUGAGCUAGAUUGCUUUAAGCUUGCAGUCCAAAAAGCCCUGUCGCUCUUGGAAUACAAAUUCCAAAUAUUUGCAUCAAGACCUGAAUCCUAACCAUAGCCUAUUUCUUCCUGAAACAUUAAAUCUGAAUGUGGGCUGUGCUGCCAUAUUACAAGGUUUUCUAUUGUAUUGUACUCAUACCCACAUGUAUUUUAAUCUGUUUUUACCCUGUUGUACACCACCCUGAGAGCUUGUUGCUAUAGGGCGGUCUAAAAAUGUAAUAAAAUAAAUAAAUAAAUAAAUAAUAUAAUAUAAUAUAAUAUAAUUGAAUAUUUCUCCAUACAAAUAGUAACCUGGCCUUCAUAUAUAAAACUGGCAUUUCAGAGGGCACGCUAGGCUAGAACCAUUCUCCUGACACGUAGUGUUUUGGAGAGUUUUUGUUUGCUUGUUUUUGUUUUGUUCUGUUCUUUUUGUAUGGGAGAACAUAUCAGACCUAUUAGCCCUUAUGGUACAUUCUAAAGUAGUACAGUCCAGACAUGGUUUUCCACCUCACUGAGAACUUAAGAACACAAGAAGAGCCCUGCUGGAUCAUGCCAAAGGUCCAUGUAGUCCAGCAUCCUGUUUUUCAAAGUGGCCUAUUACAUGCCUAUGGGAAGCCCACAAGCAGGACAUUAGGCCCCUUUCAGCAGCUACAGAUGAGGGGAAUACGACACGAGUUUUGUCAGUGCUUAGAGUGCCACCUUCUGAAUCAUCUUUAAUUAACCCACGUGAUCAAGCAGACUUUUUCUUAUUAUAUCCCUUCCACGCUAUCUUGUGUCCUGCAAGUCCUGGCAGAAUGGCUAUCAAUGGCAAAAGGCACAAGUAGGUGCUGAAACUAAGCAGCGCUGUUUUUUAUUUUAAAUCUUAUUUUUGAUCUCCCAUCAGACAUAUGAGACCUGAGCCUGUGUUUUAAAAUCUUUACGCAAGCAAGAUGGCUUGCAGCAAUAUACCCAGAGUCUUUAACAGGAGUGCCACUCUUACUGUAUUUUACAUAUACAUGAAUAGUAUCUGCAACGAAUGUGGAUCCCAAACAAAUAACUGAGUGAUGUUCUUUAAAUGCUUUUGCUCAUAGGAACUCUGUACAAGUGCAAAGGUACCAGCUUGGAACACCUGGUAGCAGUAGCAUCAAGGCCUUUUAGGCAUCAAUGAACCACCACUCAGUGGUCUAACUAUGUAAACAAUUUCUGAACCAUUUCAUUUAUACACUACUGAGGCAAGUUUAUGACUUGAAAUGUGAACUUUUCUUAGGUUAAGAACAAACUAUAAAAAGAUAUAUAUAUUUGCCUUAUUUUCAAAUGUGCUAUUAUUUUAGGUGUUUUGCUGUAUCUCCUGUCCUUUUGUGUAUGUUGGUAUUGCUGCUGUUCCAUUAAAAGUACUUUUCUAGGAGGUAGUAAAUAAAACAUUCUUUAAAACCUGA
Rhineura floridana is the source of this 7915-nucleotide messenger RNA. It is a transcript of the gene RBM47, whose product is annotated as RNA binding motif protein 47. Bases 674 to 2470 code for a protein of 598 amino acids. Gene Ontology annotation, cellular component: nucleus. Gene Ontology annotation, molecular function: mRNA binding. The record is from RefSeq and is a predicted model, not a curated record. The transcript has 7 exons. NCBI's taxonomy places the organism in Eukaryota, Metazoa, Chordata, Lepidosauria, Squamata, Rhineuridae.